This is a messenger RNA of Gongylonema pulchrum, 411 nucleotides long. The record is from the annotation of a GenBank genome assembly. Lineage: Eukaryota; Metazoa; Nematoda; Chromadorea; Rhabditida; Gongylonematidae.
AUGGAACGAACAUUAAUUUCCAGGAGUUUCAAUGUGAUUCCGGAUGAGGAGACGGCACUGAAGACAGGCGGCCCGGCAUGGCCUGGCCAACGCCAGCUGCCCCCAAAUGUCACUAAUCAAAUUCAGGAUUUAGGCGAUGGACAGCAAAUGUUGCUUACAGUGGACCCGACACUGGCGGCGCUUGGAUUACCACCGUAUCCGGCACUGAGCGCAAAUACGGAGCCAUCAAAAGUGGAAGAAAUUCGUCGAACAAUCUAUGUUGGUAAUAUUCCGAAAGAAUGCGACAGCGAAGAAAUUAUGCGAUUUUUCAAUGACAGCAUUGGCGAAGUAAGCUCAUUUUUCUCCUGCAUUUCGCACCUCACCCAAUUUAUUCUUUAUUUUUAUCGGUUUUUUUGCAUUUAUCAGUUUUGA